Molecule: messenger RNA, 1695 nt
Organism: Metarhizium album ARSEF 1941
Lineage: Eukaryota; Fungi; Ascomycota; Sordariomycetes; Hypocreales; Clavicipitaceae
Product: CCCH zinc finger domain protein
Exons: 4
Coding region: 1-1695 (564 amino acids)
Molecular function (GO): metal ion binding
Source: RefSeq, a predicted model, not a curated record
AUGGCGAUAUGCAAAUUCUACCAGCAGGGUAAUUGCAAGUUCGGCAACAAUUGCCGGUUUGAACAUCCCGAUGCUGGAAACAAUCGAAUCCAGGGCCAGAAUCGCUUCGGCGCGCUUGCCUCCGGAGCUGGAGGUGGAGGCGGCAGCAGCAGUAGAGGACUGCAAGAUGCCCUUGCCAAGUACAGUAUCGCCACCGACAUCAUGAUCAAGGACCUCACGAGCGAUGCGCCGCAGUGGAUUCUGUCGGCCUAUGCUCCGGGGAGAAAUGCCCCGGAGCAGCUGUUUGGAGGAUACCCUCGGGAACAGAGCUUCGAAGAGAUGAGGCUGCAUUUCAUGAUGGGCAAAGCCGCAGGGAAUGAACAGCAGGCUCUUAGUCAAGCGCAGGAACUCUACCACAAUGCCCAGCAGCAAAUGCAAAACGCUGUACGGAAUAUCGAAAAAGCUGCCCGGUUCGUUGUGGACGCCGAGAACAAGCAUCCCAACCGGUUGGACGUCUGCCGAGAAGGAUCUCAGGGGGCUCCCUUUGGCGAGUUCCUGGUUGGAAGGAGACCCAGCGGUAUUGCUCAGCCGGCGCAAGCAAAUCCUUUCAGCACCAGCUCCAACACCACCACAUCACCCUUCGGCCAAGCUGCUGCCCAACCAGCGCCGAGUGCCUUUGGGCAGCCAGCAGCACUGGGACAACGACCGAAUCCCUUUGGCACACCGGCCUUUGGCCAACCGCCUCAGCCGUCGUCGGCAUUUGGACAGCAAUCAUCACAGCCAGCGGCCCCGGCGUUUGGGCAACCGUCUCAGCCGACAUCCGUCUUUGGACAAGAAUCUGCCCUUGGGGCCAAGCCGAGCCCUUUCGGAGCGCCGUCGUUUGCCCAGUCGGCUCAGCCUGCGAACUCACAACCCAGCGCGUUUGGCCAGCCCAGUCAACUUGGCGCGAAGCCGAACCCCUUUGCCUCUGGCGGCGCGGCAAGCCAAGGCUCGGGUCCGUUUGGAUCUGUGGCAACUGCCAAUAAUGCACAGGUCCCUGCGACGUCAAACCCCUUUGCGACGUCAAAUGCUAUCCAGGGCAAUGCAACGCCAAAUCCCUUUGCGGACAACACGGCCCAGCCAAGUCCGUUUGGCCAACAACCGACACAGAAUCCAAGUGCAUUCGGCCAAGCUUUAAAACCGAACCCCUUUGCCACACCCAACAACACAACAACAGAAAACCAGCAGGCGAGCAGCCCGUUUUCUCAGAACACCAAAAACCAGAUCAAUGGCAGCUUUGGAAGCAGCCAGCCCAAUCCAUUCAGCCAGGGCGCCUCGCAACGGCCGAGCCCCUUUGGAUCGGCAAGUCAGCCCCAGCAAGCCGGUGCUCCCGCGACCGGCGGCAACGGUCCAUACCCUCCCGAGAGCUCAAGGCAGCACCCCCCUCUAGAGAGCUACGCGUCCAAGAACAUGGACGGGACGCUGGCCACGUUCAAAGGCCAGCCUGUUGUUUACAGGGACGGCAAGCCGGGCAUCAGAGCGUCCUACGGAACUUGGACGCGCAUAUGGUUCCCCGGCGGCGCGCCAGCCUACUACAAGGAUACUGAACUACCUGCCGAAGCUUACGACGAUGAGUCCAAGGGCCAAUGGGCUGCGUUUGCGCAGACGGGCCGGUUUGCGGAUGGCGUGAUGCCCUCGCUGCCGCCGCCUCGGGAGUGCACGCGGUGGAACUUUUGA